Messenger RNA from Saccharomyces kudriavzevii IFO 1802, 1134 nucleotides. It is a transcript of the gene SEN2, whose product is annotated as tRNA splicing endonuclease subunit SEN2. Bases 1 to 1134 code for a protein of 377 amino acids. Gene Ontology annotation, cellular component: tRNA-intron endonuclease complex. The transcript has a single exon. Gene Ontology annotation, biological process: tRNA splicing, via endonucleolytic cleavage and ligation; tRNA-type intron splice site recognition and cleavage. Gene Ontology annotation, molecular function: nucleic acid binding; tRNA-intron lyase activity. The record is from RefSeq and is a predicted model, not a curated record. Lineage: Eukaryota; Fungi; Ascomycota; Saccharomycetes; Saccharomycetales; Saccharomycetaceae.
AUGUCCAAAGGAAGGGUUAAUCAGAGGCGCUACAAAUAUCCUCUUCCAAUCCAUCCUAUAGAUGAUCUACCGGAUCUAAUCCUUCAUAAUCCAAUAUCUUGGGUAUAUUGGGCAUAUCGAUACUACAAGAGUACAAAUGCGUUAAACGAAAAAGUACACGUAGACUUUAUUGGAGAUAACACUAUUCAUAUAAUAGUUCAGGAUGACAAACAAAUGCUAUAUCUUUGGGACAAUGGGUUUUUUGGUACUGGCCAAUUUUCUAGAAGUGAACCUACCUGGAGGGAUAGAACAGAAGUGAGACUAGGCCUUAAUGAUAGUCCACAACAAGUCGGAAGAGGAGGCAAAAUCAAUACUGAAACACAGUUGACCCUAGAAAGGGUCACACAACAAAGAAGAGCACAAAGGUUAGAGUUCAAGAAAGAACGUGCAAGAUUAGAAAGGGAUUUACUAGAAUUAAGGAAAAAAGGUGCUCAUAUCAGUGAGGAGAAUAUUCUUUUAGAGAAGCAAAGGGAAUCAUUAAGGGAGUUUAAACUAAAACAAAUGGAAGACAUCAGCGUAGUCGGACAACAGCAGAACGCUCCCGAAAUCGACCUGAGAAAUGAGGACAACGAUCUCCUUAAUGAAAAUGGUGAUCUCUUGCAAUUGGAAUCAUUAGAGCUUAUGCCUGUAGAGGCCAUGUUUUUGACCUUUGCACUUUCUGUUCUAGAGAUAUCUUCUGCGAGCCUGACGAGAAAACUAUUCCCAUCUGACGCCAAAUAUAAAGAUAUCCAUUCUUUUGUUCGCUCCUACGUGAUAUAUCAUCAUUACAGGUCGCACGGUUGGUGCGUGCGAUCUGGCAUAAAAUUCGGCUGUGACUAUUUAUUGUAUAAGAGGGGACCACCAUUCCAACAUGCUGAAUUUUGUAUCAUGGGUCUUGACUACGACAUUUGCAAAGAUUACACGUGGUAUUCCAGCAUAGCACGUGUUGCAGGCGCUGCAAAGAAGACGUUUGUGUUGUGCUAUGUGGAAAGACUAAUAUCAGAAGAAGAGGCGAUAUCGUUAUGGAAGUCAAACAAUUUUACGAAACUGUUCAAUGGUUAUCAAAUCGGCGAAGUGCUAUAUAGGAGAUGGGUCCCCGGAAGAAAUAGGGACUAG